Messenger RNA from Andrographis paniculata, 1149 nucleotides. RefSeq lists its product as uncharacterized. The record is from RefSeq and is a predicted model, not a curated record. The coding region runs from base 1 to 1149 and encodes 382 amino acids. Gene Ontology annotation, molecular function: nucleic acid binding. Lineage: Eukaryota; Viridiplantae; Streptophyta; Magnoliopsida; Lamiales; Acanthaceae. The transcript has 4 exons.
AUGCGAUGGGCUAUUCAUCGUUUGGGGUUUUAUUGGCCAAAGAUAUUUGAUGAUUGUAUCAGAUUUGCUAAAGGGUGUCAGGAGUGCCAGAGGCAUGGUCCAUUAAAUCAUCUGCCAGCAAUGGAACUCCAGAAAAUGGUUAAGUCGUGGCCAUUCAAGGUCUGGGCGUUGGAUGUAAGAGGGAAAGUUCAUCCGGCGUCAUCAAAGCAACAUUCGUUCAUUGUAGUAGCAACUGAUUACUUUACCAAACGGGUAGAAGCAGUCCCAUUGAAUAAUACGAUGCAGAAAGAGUUCAACAUUAAAUUGCCUCAUUCUUCACCUUAUUACCCACAAGCUAAUGGGUUGGCCGAAGCGGCAAAUAAAAUCGUCAUCGGUAUCAUCCGAAAAAUGGUAGAAGGAAAUCCAAGGAAAUGCCAUACACUGCUAUAUCAGGCAUUGUGGGCCCACCGAAAUAGUAGAAAUACUUCUAAUGAAUUCUCCCUAUACCAAUUAACGUUCGGGCAAGAUGUUGUUCUGCCAGCAGAAUUUGUUGUAUCUUCACCCAGAGUGGGUAAUACAACAGCAAAUAUUGAUGAGGCGUAUGCACAAGGGAUGUGGCAACAACUGGAGGAGGUGGACACAGAUCGGUUAAAUGCUCUGGAUCAAGUGGUUAGACAGAGUGAGAUUAGAGCAAAGUAUUAUGGAAAAAGAGUGUCCCCAAAGGUUUUUGCAGAAGGAGAUUUGGUGUGGAAAAUAAUUAUGCCUACAUAUAAGAAGGUGGACCAAUUAGGGAAAUGGUCCCCCAAUUGGGAAAGCCCUUUUAUCAUUCACAGAGUAAUUGGAACUAGAGCUUUUAUUAUUGUGAACCAAGAAGGAAAGCUGGUUCUUCAUCCAGGAGGUCCUCUAAAUCAAGACGAUAACAAUCCCAUUGAUCUUGCAUUUCUUGAAGAGGCUCAUUUGGGUCUGGCAAUGUUCCUCCACCAGGUGACUCCCUUCAUGGAUGUUGUCAUCCAGGGACUCCAACUGUUCUUGAAGACGUUUGAGUUCUUCCGUCUUUCGGGAGAUCUCAGCCGCCAGCGUUUGUCGCGCCUGUCGGAGUUCGUCCAGCGUAGUCUUGGCAAGGUUGAGGUCUUGGUCGACCUUCUUCAAGGAUGCCUCAAGACUGGCUAG